GAUGGUCGUUCGCAAAGCGGCUGCAAUGAAACCGGACACUCCCAUUAGUUAUUUAAUUGAAUUGACUAUUUUGCACGCAAUCUUUUGAACCUGGUACUACUCAAGUCUCAUGCUAACUGCUCAAAAGAGUAAAAGGGACAACCCCCCAUCACCUGGCGGCGUCUCGCGUCUGGCUAGCUCGAAAUUCUCCCUGCCAUGGACGAUGGCCUGAUUCUCCAAAACAAGCUUCCGCCAUUCAAUGCCAUCACCGGCAACUCCCGUAACCGAACCUCAAUUCCCACCAGAUGCAACGCCUCUUGCGAACGUCGAUUGUGACAUUACCGAGCCUCAAAUCAAGAUCCCUCCAUAUAUCUCCACCCACUCUCUACGCCGUCAGGCCAGCGUCUCACACCGUCGGCUAUAAGGCUGGCCCUGAUCCACCAGACAUACGCAAUGACUUGAAUGCCGUCGCGGACGAUAUUCAGGCAGAGGCGGACAAAAAAGAGGCUGAGUCGCUGCCUGCAGCAAGAUACAAAGGGUUCAAGGAAGGGCAGGAAUACAAGCCAUUCGACUUCAAGAAGAACCGCAGGCUCGACAAGCCCCAACGCCAGCCCCAAUAUGUCCCUCGAUUUGGUCCUGGUGCCCGACUGGCUGCACACAACGAUCCUUUCUUGCAUCUUGACAUAGAUCCACUCAAGGAAGCCAUGAAUGACGCACUGUUGAGCAGAUUUCUCACUACUAUGGGGAAAAUCAAGAGGAGGAAUGAAACUGGCUUGUCGAGAAAAAGUCAACGAAGAAUUGGCAAAGCAGUGCGGCGGGCUCGGUCGAUGGGAAUACUUCCAAUGAUGUCCAGGCCAAUAACAUCUGAACAAUACAGAUCACCUUAAUGACGCUCCCGUUAACUCUUUGUCUCUCGUCCCAUCAUAUUGACCAUUUCGAUGUCUAUAACAAUAUAAUUCAAACACAAUUACAUAGCUAGCGAACCAGCAACACAUGAACC
Messenger RNA from Cantharellus anzutake, 979 nucleotides. RefSeq lists its product as uncharacterized. The record is from RefSeq and is a predicted model, not a curated record. The coding region runs from base 285 to 866 and encodes 193 amino acids. Gene Ontology annotation, molecular function: structural constituent of ribosome; small ribosomal subunit rRNA binding. The transcript has 3 exons. NCBI's taxonomy places the organism in Eukaryota, Fungi, Basidiomycota, Agaricomycetes, Cantharellales, Hydnaceae. Gene Ontology annotation, biological process: mitochondrial translation. Gene Ontology annotation, cellular component: mitochondrial small ribosomal subunit; ribosome.